AUGCCGGUCGCAUCUUCUGGGAGGAUUGUAAAGACACGGAAGAUCAAGAAGGGGACUCCUCAUCAGAAGAACCAUCGCUGGGAGUCCUUUACAGCGAAAAUAUCGAAGCUUAGCUCUCUCGACCCUAUUCGCAGAGUCCGCCGCCAUGAUAUCGACGCCGAAGAUAUUUCUACGAACACAUCAUACCUCAAGGCGGGAUUGGAGAAAUGGCAGGAACUCAAUCUGUCCGAUGGGUUCAUUACCUUCUCCAAUGAAAUCGCGCCGAUGUGCGACACCCUACCAGAAAUUCUACAUUUCGAAGACAAGAUAGCUGAAAUCUUGUUCGCAUACAUUGAUAGAAGGGAAAGAGUGUCCUUGGAGCCUCUAUUGGAGUUGAUGACAGAUUUUGCACAUGAUCUAGGAACCAGAUUCGAAAAGCAUUAUGCAAAAGCGCUGGAGUUGGUCACAUCGAUUGCUGGCACGUCGCAAGAUGUCGAGGUCAUCGAGUGGAGCUUUACAUGUUUGACAUUCAUGUUCAAGUACCUGUCAAAACUCUUGGUACCAGACCUGCGACCUACCUACGAUUUGAUUUCCCCUCUUCUUGGAAAGCAUCGCCAAAAACCACACAUUGCACGGUUCGCGGCUGAAGCAAUGAGCUUUCUGGUGAAGAAAGCCGGGGCCCCCGCACACCGAGAAAAGGCACUACCCUUGAUUGUCAUACAUGCAAAAAAAGACCUCCAGAGUAUCUCGGACACUAAACAAUCCGGGCUCUAUUUCCAUGGGCUGAUGACACUGUUUGCUGAGGCAAUGAAAGGAAAUGGACUGAGUGUCCAUACUUCUGGCCCCGCUAUAUUCAGAUCACUUUUCUUAGCACUCGAUGCGGAGGAUUUCAAUUCAAAAGACAGUUCAUCUUGGAUGAGUUUAAUUGGUGGUGUUCUGACCAGCAUAAUACACCACACAAGCUCGGACACCUUCAAGGAUAUUAUCGAGGUUGUCUUGGAACGGUCGAAUGCAGUAGUGGAUUCAUUUACAGAGCUGAAAAAUGAUUUGGAACUACGCCGACUGCUCUUAUCUGCUCGCACAUUAGGAAUCGCGGCAGGAGUUCGAAAAGGAACUCGAAUCAGUGACUGGCCAGCCCUCCUCAAGAGCAUGUCCUGUAUUCUGCGGGCCAUUUCGACGAAUGCUAGUACGGUGCUCAAACAUGACCAGGAUUCUGAUUUAUGGAACUCCCUUAUUUUGAGUGUUUCAAUCGCUCUGCAAUAUGCCCCCAUGGAUGCCAUGGUCCCUUUCAUCUCAACAUUUAUGGACUCUUUAACUAAGGAUCCACUGGCGAAGUGGUUUUUAACUUUCUGUUCAUACAUUUCUGAAGCAGAACCGGAACGCUUUCGUAGCAUAGUAUUGGCAUAUUUUCAAAGAUUUGUUAUUGCACACUGGUCAGAUGCAGAUAACGGAGAUACGCUAUGUGUGUUGUUGCCCAAGAUGGUGUCAUCUGGAGUACUUCCCAGCAGUUACGGCAAGGAUGGUUUUACAUUGCCUCAAUCCUGGCAGGAUCAAAUUGUGAGUAAAUUUGAGAGGCUCGAGGUACAACCUUUUCCAGAACAGGCCUCAACUGCAGUGUAUGACCGAAGUCCGAAGACAUGGCAUGAUAGAUGCCUGCCGAAGUAUAAUGCUCUCCUCGAGGUUUUGGAAUGCACCAUAGUCCACCCGUCAACGAAUGCUAGAAUAGCGGAAAUCAUUCUCCGCAAACUCAAACUAGCGUUAAGGCCUUCUUCCUCGCUCGCACCAGAAGAAGCUAAUUUCAUCGUUGGUCGAGGAUUUACUGCUUUUUCAAGGAUGAUCAAAGGAGCAGUCGAAGCCGACAAGGCACUGAAACCAUUGCUUCGUGCAGCUGCUCCUAGAUAUGCUCGCUUGCCCAAUUUUCUGGAAGCAUUACUAUCGUAUGAGACGAGCCUCAAAUCAUCGCCAAUCCCUGCAGUAGGCAAGUCAAAGAUGGAUACGGAGGUAGACGGCGACUCGCUGAUUCCCUCUUUGGUCUCGAAUCUGUCAACUGGGUCCCAUGAUCUCCGCCUGCUGUCAUUACGCCUAUUAGAACACAUUCAUGGUGCUGAGCAUGGGUCGACUUCGGAGGCCUUGACUGUCAUGAUCAUGGUAGAGCAAACUCCACUUGAUCUCCAGACUGCCCGUUCUGCUUCGAUGCAUAUUCGCAAGCUUGCAACAAUGUAUCCUCAUCAGCAGGUUGGGUGGUUGAAACGAGCUAUUCCGUCAUUCUGUUUUGGGAUGUUUACGGUUAAAUUAGCCCAGAUCUGGGACGACGCCAGCGCUGCACUGAAGGACAUAGCAGAGUCAAAGGACGGCGAAGAAGCUGUUGCAGAGCUCGCGUUCCAAUGGCUAGAAUCGCCAUCACUCAGAUGGGACGGUCCAGCCAGAAACAUUGAGCAGUCGCAUAAUAACGGUUUGACAGAUUUUGAAUGCUCAAAUUUGUUGAAACUGGAUCAGCUUGCAAAAGAUGCUGAGUUAAGUGUCUCCAACGCUCGAGACACCAUGUUGAAAAAGUUUGAAGUUGCUCAACAAUUAGUCGAUCCCCAGCCAUCUUCAGCGAGGGCACAGGCACUUCGCGUUCUUACUGCAGUCCCCAGCAUUGCAGAAAAGCGAUCUCGCAAGCUGGUUCCAAUGUUCCUCUCAUGGGCCAGUAAGCAUGGGGAAGCGGCGGAACCGAGUGAUGACGAACAGGAACCUGCUUCUAGCGAUUGGACAAGAAAAGAUCAAAAGGCUCAGCUCGAUUUAUUUGGCGCAUUCGUAAAUCCCAAGUCACUAUACAGAUCGAACGAGGUGUAUGAUGCUCUCCUGCAAUUACUGGCCAAUGGAGAUAUUGAAAUACAGAAAUCCGCCCUCAAAGGCAUUUUUGCAUGGAAGAACAGCAAUAUCAAACCGUACGAAGAGAACUUGCUUAAUUUGCUAGACGAAGCGCGGUUUAAGGAGGAGAUUGGUAUUAUAUUGCAAGGGCAGACGCUGGUUCAAGCAGAGCAUCGACCAGAUCUCAUGCCUGUACUUCUCAGGCUCUUGUACGGGCGAGCGAUCUCCCGGAAGGGUGCUGCGAGCGGUAGACAAGGCAUGGAAGCUCGAAGAUCGACCGUGUUGCGCAAUCUUGGAAUUGAAGAUAUUGGAGGUUUCUUGGAUAUAGCACUUGGAGAUCUGAAGGACAUUGGUCUGACCAAAGAUGGCCGUUUUCAAGAGUCUGUGCUUGAAAGGGACAUCUUGAGUGCCAGAAAACAGGUUGGUUUCACCAACAUGAUUGAAGGUGCUUUGAAAGAGCUCGGGACCAAAGUAGCCCCCUUUGCUCGGAAGCUGCUAGAAGCCGUGCUUUACUGCGCCGUAUAUUCAUCUCGGCGACUGCAGAACGAGCUUGACGAUGAUGAAGAUGAGGGCGUUCAGGCAAGCCAAACUUCAUUGCUCAAAGUCGUCCGUCAGACCAGCUUGAAGUGUUUGAUUCUUCUUUUUACCAGUGCUGAAAACUUUGAUUGGUCUCCAUACAUCAACAUUGUCAUCGACGAAGUUGUCCUUCCAAGGCUGGAUAAUCUACCAAUUGAGACAGCACAGGGAAUAUCUGGUAUUCUUCGGCUGUUCUUCACCUGGUCAGCUUCGCCAGAAACUGUCCUCUUCCUUGGCAGGAACUCUCAGAUUCUCCCCAAAAUCGCAGAAUGCGUUGCCCCGCAGAAAUCGAAAGACGAAGUUAGGGUAUUCGCAUUAAGUAUCAUCAGAAACGUUCUGAAACAGUCUCGUGUAGAUGCCGAGGAUGGCAUUGCUUUUCAUGUCAAGAACGAUCUUCUCACACCCAACUUGGAUCAUUUCUUAACCCAAAUUGGUGGUGUACUCCGAAGUCAUCACGAUACCAGCAAAUCUUUGCUUGAGAGUUGUGUCGAGACUGUGUCUGAGCUGGCACCAUUUGUCUCCACAUCGACCCAAGCUCAUAACUUGGUUGACGUUUCGAUAUUCCUACUCGACCAGCCUUCAAGACGGGUGAAUCCCAAAACAAAGAGUGGCCUUCUCCUAGUUCUGGAGCACUUUGUGCCACUAUAUGAUCUACAAAAUGAUUCGGAGCUGAAGGAUAGAAUGUACAACACUGUGACUUCACUGUUUGGAUUCUUUAAGGAUAAAGACAGCCGAGAAGUGCUAUCGCGAGUUCUGAUGGUAUAUUCCCAAAAGGAUCCAGUUAUCAGCGAAAUUGCCGCACUAUGUGUUGAUCUCAAUUCAUUUGUUGCUGGCCGUCUUGAUGAACCCGACUACGAUCGGCGACUGAAAGCAUUCAAUGCCAUCAACGCUCCAAGAGACCUGCCGUUUACGGCUCGUCAAUGGAGCCCACUAUUGUUCAACAUGCUAUACUAUAUCAAACGUGAUGAGGAGUAUGGAAUACUCUCUUCGAACUCAUCUGAUAGUAUCUGCCAAUUCAUCAACACUGCUGCGAAUGCUGAAGGAGACACUGAGAAGCAAACGUUCGAAGGUAUCCUGUCGACAAUCCUGAUUCCUGCAAUCUUUUCAGGGGUACGAGAACCAUCCGAAAUCAUUCGCCGAGAGUAUGUGAAGGUCAUGGCUCAUCUAGUUCGAACAUUUCCCACAUGGUCAGAAGUUAACGAUAUGCAUGGCCUGCUCGCUGGGGACGAUGAACUAGAAUCUUCCUUCUUUAACAAUAUCUUAACCGCAGCCAAAGGGCGACAGUCUAGCGCGCUUGGCCAGGUAUCUGCCGCCGCGGAGAAGGGUCAACUGAGCAGCAAAAAUGUCAGCCAUUUCUUCAUCCCACUCAUUGAACACUUUAUUCUUGACCGGGCGGAGGGCAAUGAAGCUCAUAACCUUGCCGCGGAGGCGACUGUCACAGUUGGUGUAUUAGCCGGCUCGUUAGAAUGGCCUCAGUAUCGUGCUAUGCUUAGACGAUUCAUUGGAUACGUUGAGAGCAAGCCCGAUCUCGAGAAGCAAAUCAUUCGACUCUUGGGUAAAAUCAUCGAUGCACUUGCCCUCGCUGCCAAAGAUGCAAACACUGAUGAUACGGAAUCGCCUUCGAAAAACAGAGGUGCUUUGGCCAUGAGCAUGCCCAAGCAGCUAAAGCUGGCGGACGAUCUUACCUCAAAUAUCCUACCACCACUAACCGCCUAUCUUCACGACAAAGAUGAGUCGAAAGUCAGCCUUCGUGUUCCAGUUGCUGUAAUCGUUGUGAGGCUUCUCAAACUGCUGCCAGAAGAACAGUUGAAUGAACGACUCCCGCCAGUCCUAACAGAUAUCUGUCACAUCCUUCGAAGCAAAGCCCAAGAAUCUCGUGAUAUGGCUCGGGAUACCUUGACCAAGAUCUGUGUUCUGCUCGGGCCAUCGUGUUUUGGAUUUGUUCUCAAAGAAUUGCGUGGCGCUUUGGCGAGGGGUUAUCAACUUCACGUGCUCUCGUACACCAUGCAUUCCCUUCUUGUAGCUGCAACACCCGAGUACGCUCCCGGAGACUUGGAUUACUGUUUACCAUCUAUCGUGGCUAUCAUCAUGGAUGAUAUAUUUGGAGUGACUGGGCAAGAGAAAGACGCUGAAGAAUAUGUCAGCAAGAUGAAAGAAGUCAAAAGUAGCAAGAGCCACGAUUCGAUGGAGCUGAUUGCUAGAACCGCAACUUUGAGUCGGUUGACCGAUCUUGUCAGACCGAUACAAGUCUUGUUGAAGGAGAAGCUCAACUUAAAGAUGGUUCGGAAAAUAGACGAACUUCUCAACCGAAUCAGCUCUGGCCUUCUCAAGAAUUCCGCAGCUCAGAGUCGAGAUAGUUUAAUCUUCUGCUAUGAAGUCAUCCAGGACGUCUACAAUAGCGACAAGCCCCAGCAGAAGGCCAAGGAGGAUUAUCGACUCAAAAAGUAUCUCAUCCAAAAGGGAGCAAAGAAGAGUGGCGAGAACAGGGGCAGUACUAGUGUCUACACCUAUAAGUUAGUCCGGUUCGCUUUCGAUGUUUUACGCUCAGUCCUAAAGAAGUACGACAAUCUUCGAACAGCAAGCAAUUUGACCGGGUUUAUCCCGAUACUUGGAGAUGCCGUCGUUCAAGCUGAGGAUGAGAUCAAAGUUGCCGCAUUCAAACUGCUUACCACGAUCGUCAAAGUACCUAUGAAGGCAGCCAACGAUGGGACGAAUCUCUACAGAAUCGCUGCUGCGGAAGCCACCAGAAGUUUCAUGAGAUCUUCAGAGACAACUUCAGAUAUUUCUCAGGCCGCCUUGAAAUUUAUUUCAGUGGUUCUUCGAGACCGCCGAGAUGUGCCAAUCAAAGAUACUGCAGUCGAUGAGCUUCUCGUCAGACUCAAAGACGACUUGACUGAGCCUGAUCGCCGGCAUGUAACGUUCAACUUUCUCAGAGCAGUUAUGGACUCUAAAGUUGAAACAGCCAUCGUCUACGACACUCUCGACUACGUAGGCACUGUCAUGGUGACUAAUAGCGACAAAGAUACCCGUGACCUAGCUCGAGGCGCGUACUUCCAGUUCUUGCGCGAGUACCCGCAGAAGAGGAGCCGCUGGACCAAACAACUCGGCUUCAUUGUCGCGAAUCUCAAAUAUGAGCAAGAGGGCGGUCGUCUCUCAAUCCUCGAAGUCAUCCAUCUCCUGCUCUCCAAAUCAUCCCAGGAAUACGUACAAGAGGUCUCGGCUACUUGUUUCGUACCACUUAUAUUCGUAUUGGCCAAUGAUGACAGUGAGAAAUGCCGUAUGGCUGCUGGGGAGGUUAUCAAAGAGAUCUUCAGAGAAGCCGACAAGGAACGAAUGAGCACUUUUCUCACUCUCUUGCGGUCCUGGAUCAAGCAGUCUGAUAAUCCCUCAGUGGUCCGCCUAGCGUUGCAAACUUACGGAUUCUAUUACGAAUCCCAAACUACGGACGAUUCUGAUCUUACGAUGUUAUUGGAAUGCAUACAAAGCACUGUUGACACCGCAGAAGACUCGGGUUCGGAUUGGGAGCAGAUCUUCGCCGCACUCCAACUUUCUUCUAUCCUCGUCCAGAAAUUCCCCGAAAAGCUCCUUUCGUCCUCCACCGCCUCUCUCUGGCCAAGUGUUCGGAAAUGCCUGUCCUAUCCACACGCCUGGGUCAAAGAAUCAGCCGCCAAACUUACCGGAGUUUACUUCGCUGAUUUUGCACGAAAUAACGCUGAUACUUCUCUUGAAGGUCUUCCUCUCAAAAACGACAGGGGCUUAAAGCUGAAAGGAGAUGAUAUUUCAGAGUUGAUUAGAAGGUCCGCGAACAUGUUCAAAACUCCCGCAUUGAGCUCUAAUCUCGCUCAAGAAAUCGUCAAGAACUUAUUCUUCCUCGGCCUUGUUGCCGGAGCCAACAACUUAUUCUUCAAAUAUUCUCAGGAUACCGCAGAGUCAGGUGAUGAUGAGGAAGCUGAGGAUGAGGUAGCCGAGAAGAAAACUGCGCUUCAGUAUCUCUUUGGAAGACUGAGUACUAUUCUAAGGAGGGAAACCUCUCCGCCCCGUGCCCCUGGUCUCAUACCGAAGACAGCCGCGCUGUCGCUUCUCGAACGCCUCGUAUCCAAGCUCCCCUCGGACACCCUUGCCCCGUGUCUUCAAACAAUUCUCCUCCCUCUCCACAAUUUAACUGAUCCUUCGAUCCCAACUCCAUACUCUACAGAUGAGCUCUUCCGGUCUGGUUACGAAACUCUGAAGUCUGACGCGGAAGCAUUGAUGGAGGAUUUAAAGAAAAAGUUUGGAACAAAGGACUUUAGUGAAGCGAUGAUCAGGGUUAGAGAGGGGGUUAAGGCGAGGAGGCAAGCAAGAACUGGGAAGAGAAGGAUUGAUGCUGUGGCUCAGCCUGAGAAAUACGGGGAACAGAAGAGGAGAAAAGGGGAACGAAAGAAAGAACGUCGGAAGGAGAAGGGACAGGAACAUGGGAAGCGGAGGAGGGAAUAUUGAUUGCUACGUAGUAGUGCAUUGCUUGGUGUUUUGGUAUGGAAAAUUUGAUAAAGGGGUAACCCCCGGAGCGGGACAUGGAUUUCGAAAAUUUCAAUGCGAAGAUACCUCGAAAAGUUGGAUCUUGAUGAGAGUCGCUACCAUGGGAGUGUUACAUAUAUACACAUAUAUAUUUUCUUUGCAGCAUCGAGAUACAUACAGCCCAAGACCUCUUUUACUAAGUAUUCGUAUAAGUUAUUCCCGAAACUCCUCUAUACCAUGCCGCUAAAUCCACCUUGUACCCAAAUCAUAUAUUAUACAAUAUGUUCCAUCAUCC
Molecule: messenger RNA, 8197 nt
Organism: Amorphotheca resinae ATCC 22711
Lineage: Eukaryota; Fungi; Ascomycota; Leotiomycetes; Helotiales; Amorphothecaceae
Exons: 2
Coding region: 1-7884 (2627 amino acids)
Cellular component (GO): small-subunit processome; 90S preribosome; nucleolus
Source: RefSeq, a predicted model, not a curated record